AGGUAGCUGUGGCGCGAGAACUUCCGGGUGCUUGAUCUAGAAAUGAGACGCUACCAGAAGGGCUGAAAAGCGUAUCGUGUUUGAGCAUAUGUCAGUCAGGAGAUGCGCUGUCGGCAGUGUGCAGGACGUCAGACACAACAACUUAAUUUUUUUUCUUUUCAAAAUUAAGUGAAGACGUUUAGUGUCAUAGGCACGUCUCCAUUUUGCAAAAAUGGAGUGUAAGAAAGACCGAGAACAAGACGUGGAAAAUAUUAAAAUUACAGCUGCUUUGCUCAAGUCAACCACUGGAGAAUUUGAUUUGGAAUCCAUAUUGUUUCUGAAACUUCGAGGACUUGGUAUCUGUGAUCUUGGCUGCAUUGGAUCCUGUUUAAAUCUGGAACGUUUGGACCUGUCAAUAAACAGUAUUACCUGCUUGACAUCUCUGGCUUCUUUAAAGCUGCUUACUGUGCUGAAUGUUUCUGGAAACAGAAUCACAAAUUUAGAACCCAUAAGCUUUUGUGAAAAUCUGCAAACACUGAAUGCAGCCGGCAAUUUAAUUUCAAGCUUUGAAAGCCUCCAUUGUCUCACCAGUCUAAAGAAGUUAGAAAGCAUUCGAUUCAAGGACUCUAUGUGUAACUUCUCUAAUCCAGUUUGCAAGAUCACAUCUUACAGAUGUACAAUUUUAGAGAUGUUUCCAAACAUUAAAGUAAUCGAUGGUGAGAGAGUGGCUGGAAGAGGGAGUGACUUAUAUCAGUUAUGCAAGGAUCUUGACGAGUCUCUAAAGGGCAUUUAUAAAAAUGGCCCAGGAGUAGAGGUCCCUGCUUGCAAACCUUGGGUUGAAGAAGGUUUUUGGGAAAUCAAAAGAUCAAACAAUGCAAUAAUAGAAGAAGCGUACAAGCAAUUCAAUGAUGUACUACAUGAAUGUCGACUUCUAAACAACAGAGCAUCACAUCUAAUUACUCAGACAGAGAGAACACUAAGCAACAAGAAUCAGACAAAGCUUUAUGUUGUCUAAAGCGGCUGUGGAACUAACAUACAGUCUCUAACAUACAGUAUGUAUAAGGCAGUUUUGUGUUUUCCUCUUCAUGGCAGAUACCAGUGCCAUGAACAGACUUUCCUGUGCAAUCCAUGUUAAUGCAGUGCUUUCACCCAUAGCUGCUGACGUAUUGUACCCUUUAAUGGUACUUUUUGAUCAUUUAAUUAAUGUUCAGGUAAAUUAAAAAUGGAAAAUAUUUUUUUGUGCAAGAGAAAUCAAAGCACAACGUGUGUGUGUGUAUAUAUGUAUGUAUGUGUGUGUAUAUAUAUAUAUAUAUAUAUAAUAUAUAUAUGGCAUAUAAUGCUGUGUUAAGGCAAUUGCAUGAAGCUUUUUGAAAAUGAAUUACACAGUUGAAUGUUUUCUCUGUGUGUGUUUUUUUUUCUUCUGUCCACACCCCCCCUUGGGGUCAUAAGUAAUAUAGGACAAUAUUUUAUGUGUAUAUGUUAACUAUAUGGAAAUUGUGCAUUUUAAAUAUUGUUUAUUUUAUACACUGGGAAACUUAACCUACUCAAAUGUUUAUAUGUUUGUUUUUGCCACAAAUCUAUAAAUAUGAACUAAAAAGAAUGAUAUAAUUGUGUUAUUUUCAGUAAGAAAGAAUGGCAAUAUUUUAUCCAUUUAUUAAUUCAUUUUUUGAUGAAGUACAUCUAAUAUGUGAAAGAAAAUUAUGUAAGGGGUACCAUGUUGGUCAUCAAAAUAUAUCGGGAAAAAUAUAGCAAAAUCUCUGCAAUACAUUAUAUGUAUUUAUAAAGCAACUACUUUUCCAGGAUCACAUCUAAUUUAUCAUAUAUUGGGUUUAUUUUUUAUGUAGAAAGAAAGAAAAAAUCAUUUUUAAUGACACUGUUUGUUUUAAAUCUAAAAUAAAGUAUAAAAUAUAUAUAUAUACCAUUUAUAGAUUUUGUUGAGCUAUGUGAAUAUACAUUUAUACAAUGGUAUCUCUCAGUUGCUAAAUGUACAGCCUUAUUUAGCCCUGCAUUAAAUGUGAGGGGUUAGAAAAUGGUUAGAUGAGUAAGAAAUGUUUUUUUUAUUGUUAUGUAUUUUAUUUUUGGAUGUAAAGAAGCAUAUAUCAUCACCUCAUUUGACUCAGCACAAAUUUUGUAACAAAAAAAUAUAAUUGUCUAACAAAUGAAAGAGA
Messenger RNA from Polypterus senegalus (gray bichir), 2147 nucleotides. RefSeq names its product leucine rich repeat containing 61 (gene lrrc61). The transcript has 9 exons. The record is from RefSeq and is a predicted model, not a curated record. Gene Ontology annotation, cellular component: cytoplasm. Gene Ontology annotation, biological process: outer dynein arm assembly. Lineage: Eukaryota; Metazoa; Chordata; Cladistia; Polypteriformes; Polypteridae. Gene Ontology annotation, molecular function: protein binding. Bases 212 to 994 code for a protein of 260 amino acids.